CACCCACCCAAUCUAAUGUUUAGCUCCAGAUUUGGCCAGAUCGCUAAUAGAUCGGCCACAUUUGCUCGUUACAGUACGAGAAUACAGCCUAGGGCUGUUCUCAAGGCUGAAAAUACCUUGUACGCCAAUCCAGCUAGAGUUCGCCGCAACUUUUCGUCUGAAAAGGAACCCAAGAAGAACAAUGAGCACGGCGAAAAGGAAUCCAAGUCAGAAAGCGACAAACCUUUCAACAUCCCAAAAGGAUUUGAAGGUUUCUUUGGCAGAAAGGCAGCUGAUGGCAGUGCAAAACGUGGAGCCGACGAAGCAGCAAAGCAACACGCAAAGAAAGCUUCCAACGAGAUCCCUAAGCCUCCACCUUCCGGAGGUCCCAAAGGCAAUGGACCACCAGAGAUUCACCUUAAUCUAAACACCAUUGUACCCACUUUGUUUGGAACUUGGCUUUUGUGGAAAAUGACUUCACCAACUGAUAUGUCUAGAGAGAUUACCUGGCAAGAUUUUAAGACCGAAUUUCUCGACAAGGGUCUAGUCGACCGUCUUAUGGUUGUCAAUCGUAACCGGGUCAAGAUUUUGUUACGCCCUGAGGCAACUUCCAUUGGUGCGACUCCCAACGCUGUAUACUAUUUCAGUAUCGGCUCCAUCGACAGCUUCGAGCGCAGACUUGAAGAAGCACAACGUGAACUUCAAAUCCCAUCUUCGGAACGAAUUCCAGUUGCCUAUCAUGAUGAAAUCAGUUUAGGCAGCACACUCUUGCACUUUGCACCUACUCUUCUCUUAGUUGGUGUUUUGUACUAUAUGACUAGACGUGCUGGAGGUGCUGGCGGCGGUGGUCAAGGUAUCUUCGGCAUUGGAAAGAGCAAAGCCAAGAUGUUCAACCAAGAGACCGAUGUCCGUACCAAGUUCAAGGAUGUCGCUGGUGCAGAUGAAGCCAAGGAAGAAAUUAUGGAAUUUGUAAAGUUCUUGAAGAAUCCUUCUCAUUAUGAACGUUUAGGUGCCAAAAUUCCCAAAGGAGCUAUUUUGUCUGGUCCUCCAGGAACAGGUAAAACCUUGUUGGCUAAAGCAACUGCUGGUGAAGCCGGUGUUCCUUUCCUCAGCGUUUCAGGUUCCGAGUUCGUCGAAAUGUUUGUCGGUGUCGGUCCUUCCAGAGUGAGAGAUUUGUUCGCCACAGCAAAGAAGAACGCUCCUUGCAUUAUCUUUGUCGAUGAAAUUGACGCCAUUGGUAAAGCUCGUGGUAAGGGUGGCCAAAUGGGUGGCAACGAUGAGAGAGAGAGUACACUCAAUCAGCUUUUGGUUGAAAUGGAUGGCUUCGACUCCAACGAACAUGUUGUUGUGUUGGCUGGUACCAAUCGACCGGAUGUGCUUGACCCUGCUCUUAUGAGACCGGGACGUUUCGAUCGACACAUCGCCAUUGACAGACCUGACAUUGGUGGCCGUGCACAGAUUUUCAAGGUCCAUCUUCGCCCAAUCAAAACCAACGAAGACAUUGAGCGAUUAUCCAACAAGCUUGCCGCUCUCACACCUGGUUUCUCCGGUGCCGAUAUUCACAAUGUUUGUAAUGAAGCUGCUUUGAUUGCUGCUCGACAUUUGAAGAAUGAAGUGGAUGAAGUAGACUUUGAAAAUGCUAUCGAACGUGUCAUUGCUGGUUUGGAGAAGAAAUCCAGAGUUCUUUCACCUGAAGAAAAGAAGACCGUUGCUUAUCACGAAGCUGGCCAUGCUGUCGCUGGCUGGUAUCUUGAACACGCCGAUCCUUUGCUCAAGGUUUCCAUCAUUCCCCGUGGUGUUGCUGCCCUUGGUUAUGCUCAAUACCUUCCCAGGGACCAAUACCUGUACUCCACUAAACAACUCUUGGAUCGUAUGUGUAUGACCCUUGGUGGACGUGUCGCUGAGCAUAUUUUCUUUGACACCAUUACAACUGGUGCACAGGACGAUUUGUCCAAGGUUAGCAAAAUGGCAUAUGGUCAGGUUGCAACUUACGGUAUGAACCCUGUCAUUGGACCUAUCUCUUACCAAGAUCCAAAUGGUCAAGAAAGCUUCCAAAAGCCCUUCUCUGAAGACACCGGUAAACUCAUUGAUGCCGAAGUUCGAAAGCUGGUGAACGAAGCCUUUGACCGAACAUUCAAGCUGUUGACGGAUAAGAAGGAAGAUGUCGAGAAGGUAGCCCAAUUGCUUCUGAAGAAAGAAGUGCUUAACCGGGAAGAUAUGGAAACCCUCCUUGGAAGGCGACCUUUCGUUGAAAAGACAGUGUAUGAUGAAUACGUUAGACCCAAAACCAACUCUGCUCCCCCACCAUUCCCUGAAGAUAGAAAUGAGCAACCACCCAGCCCUGAUGUUAAAUAGAAUGCUUUUAUGUUAGAAUUUUUCAAAAUGCCCAGCUUAAACUCCCACUCCCCUCUCCAUAUGCCUCAUCGAUGAUAUGUAAUGCCAAAAGUUUUCGUCUUUAUUAUGGCACAUUUUUUUUUUGUCAUUUAUCUCCUCACUCACUCCAUCACCCCCUGUUUGUACACUUGUUUUCUUCAUAGUAGACAACCGUUUUGAAAUACCAAACCCAAUAGACUGUAGAGCGAAUGAAAUCUUUAUGUCUCCUCCCCGUUGAGCCACAGACCUUAAAUUUACCAGCAAAUUGGUCAGUUUCACCUUUUGACUGCUUCUCAUUGAUUGG
Umbelopsis ramanniana AG is the source of this 2656-nucleotide messenger RNA. RefSeq lists its product as uncharacterized. The record is from RefSeq and is a predicted model, not a curated record. Gene Ontology annotation, molecular function: ATP binding; zinc ion binding; ATP hydrolysis activity. Lineage: Eukaryota; Fungi; Mucoromycota; Umbelopsidomycetes; Umbelopsidales; Umbelopsidaceae. Gene Ontology annotation, biological process: mitochondrial protein processing; protein-containing complex assembly. The transcript has 3 exons. Gene Ontology annotation, cellular component: membrane; m-AAA complex. The coding region runs from base 16 to 2334 and encodes 772 amino acids.